AUGUGGCUCAACUCCCCGCUGGUCCUGCUGGCGCUCGCGGGCACGACCAGUGCUGCGAUCGCCGCCACGUGCGACUGGGCCACCGUCGAGGUCGCUGCAUCUCUCUUCGGCGACGAGGUCGCCCCUUACGCCACCCUCGUCCAGUGGUGCUCCUGGUUCCUAUGGUUCACCCUCAAUCGAGCUUUCUCCAACUGCCUUGAGGCCGCCCUCACCAUGGCCGCCGUGCUCCUCCUCGUGCCCGCUCGCGGCCGCAAAGCCCAUGACCGCCUACCCCCUGCCCUCGGGUUCGUCCUCGCCGGGCUGAGCUUCGCGGUGCGCCCCUCCGGCCUCCCAAUGUGGCUUGCGCUGGGCCUGCUCCUCCUCGUCGAGCACGGCCCGCUCGUAGCCCUGCCCGCGGCCGCAGCUGGCGGCGGCGCCCUUGCGGCCACGUGGGGCGUCGACUACGUGUUCUACGGCCGGUUCGUCAUCCCACAAUGGUCCUUCGUCAAGUUCAACCUGCUGGAUGGAAUGUCGGGGUUCGCGAACGCAGUCAGCCCGAGCUUCCACUGGUACUUCACUCAGGGCCUGCCCGCGAUGAUGGCGACGUACCUGCCGCUUUUGGCCGUCGGCGCAGUCGCAACGCUUGGCCUGGCGUGGACGCCGCGCCACGCAUUGCCAGCCUUCGCGGUUGCCGCCGCGCAGGCGGGCAUGCGUGACCGCAGCGGUCCCGGCGCGGGCAGCACGCGAUCUGCCGCUGUGUGGCUGGUGGCGCCCGCGGCGGCGGCGCUCGCGGGGCUCUCGCUGGCGGCCCAGAAGGAGUUCCGGUCUGCGCUGCCAGCGAUGCAGCUCCUGAUGCCGUUGGUCGCAGUCGGGCUCAUGGGCCUGAGCCGCACCCAGAAGGAGGUACACGGUGCACGCGUUGCCGCGGCGCUGCUGGCCCUGCAGAUGCCGCUGGCAUUGUUCUUCUCGCAGUUCCACCUCCGGGGGGGUCCGGCAGUGGCAAGCUACAUCGCGGCCCGCGCCCGCGACGGCACGAUCGAUAGCGUGCACUUCCUCAUGCCGUGUCACGCCACGCCCUUCUACAGUCACGUGCACCACCAGCUGCCCAUGAUGUUCCUGGACUGCUCGCCGCCGGGCUUCAGGCCGCCGGUCACGCACAAGUGCAUCCAGAUGGCGCCGGCGAAGAUGACGCCCGUGACGGUACUGCGCGUGGGCUCCCGUUUGCAGUGGAAGCCGGCGGCCGACCCGCCAAGGCUUCAUGACGAAGUCCUGGCGCACCCGCAGUGGUGGCUCCGCGGCCUCAAGGUCUUCAAGGGUCUGCCGUCGCACAUCGUGAUGUACGACACGACGGAGGCGCAGGUCGGCGAGGGCGUCCUGCACGAGCUUGGAAUGCAGCGAUGUGCGUCGUUCUUCCACGCCGUGCUGCCCACGGACCACGGCCCUACGAAGCGGAUCAACGUGUGGGGCACGCGCUGCGAGCCGGAAGCUGCAGCGCCGUCGCGGAUGGAGACCGUCGACGCGUACAACAUGGUGCAGGACGCAUUGCAGGCGCAGGGGGACUCGACGCGUGCGCAGGAGUCGAACGACGCGCCGUCAGCGGCGGCGGAGGGCGAAGGGGGCGCGGGGCAACAGGCUGGCGAGUUGUAG
Messenger RNA from Pedinophyceae sp. YPF-701, 1626 nucleotides. Lineage: Eukaryota; Viridiplantae; Chlorophyta; Pedinophyceae. The record is from the annotation of a GenBank genome assembly.